UGAAACCCGUGAGCUAUCGUGAACGUAGUGUAUAUUGGUGUAUAUUACAUAGUAUUGUGGAGAUAAUCGCGUUCGUUUUUCUGGAAAAAUGAAGAGAUCGCCGUUGAACAAUGCUGCGCAUGGUAGCCGGCCGUAUGGUGCCAGGCACACGCCGUACAAUUGGAAGUCGCACGAGAACGCGUGCGGUAGAGGUUAUCAGCUCGCGGAGGGUAACAGCUAUCCGCGUUUCUACGCAAACAAUACAGGAUCGCAGUCCCACGACGACGAUUUUAUCCCUCUAAACAUCAGCACACCGCUGACGCGGCACGACAAGUAUAAUACAGCUAAUCGGUACAACCCUUCCGGUGGAUGCGGCAGUCCAAGCAGUGGAUGGUAUAACAAUUAUAGAGGUAACUAUCACGCCACGCCAAGAUCGAACAAGAGGAACCCUGCCUACAAGCAUUCUCCUAAACAGUUUCAAGGACAGAUAAGAAAGGACUACAAAGGAGCGCACAGGCAGGUGAAUAUAUCAGCGUAUGUAGAUGUGAAUUCCUUUUUGGAAGAUCCCUGGAGAAAUCUAGUCAAAAAAUUAGACGACUCAAGAGAUAUAAGUAAAGGUGAAGGACCUGAGAGUGAAUCUCUGUCUAGUUCAAAACUGGUUGAUACUGAGUAUUUGUUAGACAAAUCUGAAAGCCAACUUUCAAAGGAUACGAACUUGGACGAUUCACAGUGCAGUCAAGAGAGUAGAAAUAAAUGUCCUGAAGAUACAACCUUUGAGACAAAUACAAGUUUUAAUCAAACAUCAAAAAUCGACAGUUCGAUAGAGUCAGAAACUGGAGAUAUCUGCUUCAGUCAAGAUUCUUUAAACGAAAAUACAUGCAGUGUCAAUGAUAAGAUUUGUGGAGCCAUACGAGAUAAUAGUAUUCAUUCAAAUGUAUCAUUGACAGAUAUUGAACAGAAAGCUAUGUAACAUUAACAAAGAAUCAGUGUGUUAUUAGAAAAUGCAUUACAGUACAUAAAAGUACAUAUGAAUUUGUACUCGUGUAUGUAGAUAUUGUAUAUAAGUACGGCAUUGUUGAGUUAAAUGUAC
This is a messenger RNA of Trachymyrmex cornetzi, 1069 nucleotides long. RefSeq lists its product as uncharacterized. The transcript is spliced from 2 exons. The coding region runs from base 89 to 949 and encodes 286 amino acids. The record is from RefSeq and is a predicted model, not a curated record. Lineage: Eukaryota; Metazoa; Arthropoda; Insecta; Hymenoptera; Formicidae.